Amaranthus tricolor (Joseph's coat) is the source of this 2017-nucleotide messenger RNA. Its product is annotated as probable serine/threonine-protein kinase PBL7. Bases 276 to 1634 code for a protein of 452 amino acids. Gene Ontology annotation, biological process: protein phosphorylation. Gene Ontology annotation, molecular function: protein kinase activity; ATP binding. The transcript has 6 exons. The record is from RefSeq and is a predicted model, not a curated record. Lineage: Eukaryota; Viridiplantae; Streptophyta; Magnoliopsida; Caryophyllales; Amaranthaceae.
AUUGAACUAAACAAAUACCCCAAUAUCAGAAAAAAUUCAAUAAAUUGAUCACGACAAAGAUAAAUUAAAUAUAAUUCGUCCAAAGGAUAGAAAGUCAUAGACUCAUGUGCCUUCUAUUACUAGAAUGACCUCUUACUAUGGGUAAUUGCUUAACAUGAAACUUGACUCUUAUUAUAACUCCCCAUCUUUCCCUUCAUCUCUUCUCACCAAAGCCCUUUCUUCUCCUUCUGCUCUGCUCUGCUCUGCUCUUUAAACUUUGUACUUCCAUUUUUGUCAUGGAAUUUUCCACCAUUUUAGCUUCUGCAGAAUCAUCUGACAGUUCUACAACCCAUUUUAACAGUAAAAAGACUCCAUUCCAUGCUUCCCCACCUAAAAAAAUAGUUCAAAAUAAUGAUGGGAAUUUCCCCCUCACUACUAUUCUUCUUAUAGUCAUACCAAUUAUCAUACUUGUCCUUUUCUCCUUCAUUAUUUUGCUUAUAAUCCUGCUUCGAAAACAGAAACCUUCUAAAUGUAGCAAUUUUAACAGCAAUACUAACAGUGAUAAUAGCUGCAAGUUUGUUGCUCAUACUUCUAUCAGUAUUACUGCAGAUAGCAGCCCAGAUGUGAUUAAUAAUGGGUGUAUUUCAACGGGAAGUGUGAAACUACUAACACAAAGUAAAUACAAGGGAGUACAAGUAUUUACAUACAAGGAGUUAGAAACAGCAACAAACAAUUUCAAUGAAAGGAAUGUGAUAGGGCAUGGAGGAUAUGGGGUGGUUUACAGAGGAGUUCUUGGGGAUGGAACAGUGGCUGCAAUUAAGAUGGUGCACAGGGAUGGUAAGCAGGGAGAGCGUGCUUUCAGGAUAGAGGUGGACCUACUGAGCCGUUUACAUUCUCCUCACUUAGUGGAGCUACUAGGCUACUGUGCAGACCAAACUCACAGGCUCCUAAUAUUUGAGUUCAUGCCCAACGGUAGUCUACAACAACACCUACAUUCACGCCACACCUAUCCUCAACCCUUGGAUUGGGGUACUCGGUUAAGGAUAGCCCUUGAUUGUGCUCGAGCCCUCGAGUUUCUUCACGAGAAUGUUACCCCUUCUAUAAUCCAUCGGGAUUUCAAAUGUAGUAACAUUCUUUUGGACCAUAAUUUUCGAGCUAAGGUGUCUGAUUUUGGUCUCGCUAAGACGGGUUCUAACAAGAUUAAUGGAUUGAUUUCAACUCGUGUUCUUGGGACCACCGGUUACUUGGCUCCAGAGUAUGCUUCAACAGGGAAUCUCACAACGAAAUCAGAUGUUUACAGCUAUGGGGUUGUUCUCCUACAGCUCAUUACAGGACGUGUACCAGUUGACACUAGACGUCCACCGGGCGAACAUGUCCUUGUUUCUUGGGCUCUUCCGAGGUUAACUCACAGAGACAAAGUCAUGGAAAUGGUAGACCCAACUCUAAAAGGACAAUACUCCCAAAAAGAUAUCAUUCAGAUUGCUGCAAUUGCUGCUGUUUGUGUACAAGCAGAACCAGAUUAUAGACCCUUAAUGACAGAUGUUGUGCAGUCUUUAAUCCCUUUGGUGAAAAACCUCUCAUCCGUUCCUUCGAGUUCAUCGAGGUUUCUAACUAGUUUCAUCAGUCCAAGGUCCAGAAGAGCUUCUUUCUCAUGAAAAAUCACUAAUUUGGAAAAAAAGGGAUUACAUUCUUUAUAAUCCAAUGGAGAUUUCUAACAGUGAAACUCGAAGCGCCCAUGAAAUUCAAGCAUUUUACCAAGGCAUGGAGGAUGAAAUUAUGAUGAAAUUCUUGUAAGAGAUUCAUUUCAAAGAGUGAGUAAUAAGAGAAGCACACAGACCGAACAGAACAGCAUGGCAAUGCAGAUAAAUAACAGGAAAAGCUAAUUGAGAUAUCUGAGAAAAUAAUGAUGGUUUUGUAUAAUAUUAAUAUAGUUUACCAUUUUAGAAGCUUCUAAGUAUAGAAUAUUGUAAUAAAAAGUUUUGUUUUUAACUUCAAACUCCUAUAGUCGUCUAAAUUUACAGUUAUUAAACCAAUCUCA